AAUAAUACUAUGAAUAGUGCAUUAAAUAAACGAGCUAGUUUUUAUUGUCGUGCUAUGAUACAAUCACCAACAACACAAAUAACGAUUCAUCCAUUAUUACUUGAUUUUCUUGAACAAACACUUGAACAUGUAACAUUACCACAAGAACAAGAUAGACAAACUAAUUUACAACAAGAACAAAUGCAAAAUGCUAAUGAACAAACUUCUGAUAAUGAUCAUUUAAAAACUAUGUUUUUAAUUGAAGAUCAAUCAUCUACAACAUCAUUUCCAAUUGAUGUUGUUGUUAGUCUUUUUAUUCAACCAUCUGUUCUACUUUUUACAUGUUUACCAACACAUCCAAUGGAAUGUGAACUUCGUUUACCAACUGUUGAUGUUGUAUUUUCUUCAAAACGUGCUUUAUUAGAUAAUAUUCCAUCAUCAUCAUCAACAACAAAUGUUAAUGAAUCGGAACAAAUUCUUGAAAAUAGUCUUGGUGGUUUAAGUUUUUCACUUUAUAUGAAAGAUUUUCAUUUAAAUGUUUAUCAUCCAUUUUCUGGUGAAUCAAAAGUACAUUUAUUCGAAGAUAUACGUUCAGGACAAUUACGUACACGUAAUGCAUUAGCAGUUAGUGUACAAUCUGUUUCAUUUAAUAUAUCACGUACACGUUAUACAUUAAUUGAACGUGAUGGUGAAUUUUUAAAUAAUAUACAAUUAUCAAUUAUUGGACAAAUAUCAAAAGCACAAUUUGAAUAUGAUAUAAAACGUUUUUCAGAAAUUUUAACAUUUCCAAAAAUAUGGUAUAAUCGUUCAUUAGCUCGUCGAUUAUUCUUAGGUGAUGAAACUAUUCCAACAACAAUGGCAUCAUCUUCAUCAUCAUCUUCGACAUCAUCAACAACAUCCAAUACAUUUACACGACCAAUAGCUCCAACAAUUAUAAAAACAACAACUAAUAAACAAUUACGUAAAGAAGCUCGAGUACUUUUAGCAAUACAAUUAAAAGAAUUACAAGUAUCAAUGCGUAUGUCGAAUGUUAUGGGAAAAGUUGAAUGGAAUACAACUGAUGUUUGUUCAACUGCAAGUUUAACAUUAACAAAUGAUGGACAAAGAGCAUUAUUCUUUUCAGUAGGCCUUCAAAAAUCUGUAUUUCAAGCAGAUGAAGGCAUUGUAGGAGGAAUUAUUCGGUUAAAAAAUCUUCGAACUACAGGUCUUAUACGACAUGCUCUUCAUGAUCCUGCACUUCUCAAUGAAUCAUGUCAUACAUUCGAUGUUUUAGCAGAUGCUAUUGAAAUUCGUCUUGAUUAUAUGAGUUUUCCAACAUUAAUGGGUCGUAUAAGUCAUAUAUUACUUCGAUUAAAAGAUGAUCAUCAUGGAACACCUGGAAAUGUUUUAACACCUUCAUCAACACUUGUAUUUGUUAAUAUGGAAUGGUCACAAUUACAUUUAAUGAUAACACGUUCAACAACACCAGAUAUAAUAAAAAUGAUUAUGAAAUUAUCGGAAUUUUUCAAUGCACAUUUACAUAAUUCGAAAAGUUUAUUAGCAUCAAUUCAUUCGGAUUUUCAUGAUGGUAUUAAACGAAAUAAUGUCGAGAAAAAAACUACAACUGGACAAUCAAAAUAUGAUACAAAUAUUAUAAAACGAUAUAUUGGUAUGCAUGGAGGAGAAUUAAUGUUACAAGGACAUAAUUUAACAUUAGUUGUUUUUCAUGGAUCGAAUUUUAAAGCACGUCAAUGGGCUUUAUUUUCACUUAAUGAACCACAAAUUAAUUUUGUUACUGAUCGAGGCGAAAAUGAUGAUAUUAAUCAAAAAUUAUUCUUCUAUUUGGGACAUCAAGGACAAACAAUACCAGCUACUCCGAAAUCACGAACAAAUAUGGCUUCAAUAUCAAAAGUUAUAAGAAAUAGUAAUGAAGCACCACCAUCACAUUUAACCAUUAAUGAAUGGUUUAAUUAUGCUAGUUCAACUAUUUCUGCUGUCGGUUUACGUGAUUUUCCAACGAUGGAUGAUGUACCAAUUCCUACACCACCAACUAAAGUACGUUCAAAACAAUAUGAACAAAAUGCUGAAUCAAUAUUUAUUCUUCCUGCUCUUGAAUUACGUUUUCAAACACGUCAAUUAUCUGGACAAGUACAUUGUAGUUUUGAAACGGAAUUCUAUGAACAUAUUAUGUUUUCAUUUAAUGCUGAACAUUUUUAUUUCUUACAUGAUCUUAUUUCAUCUUAUAUGAAAGAAAAAGAAAAAGCAACAGCAACAGCACAUGACAAGCCUCGCUCACGAGCAACAGCAGCAGGAUCACAUCCACCACCACUACCGUCAACAGCAACUACAAAUGACAAUCCAACAUUAACAUCAUUUGAUGAAGUACGAAGUGAUGAUAUACGUUGUUAUCAUUGUCCUGAUGCAAAAUGGAAA
This is a messenger RNA of Adineta steineri, 2391 nucleotides long. Lineage: Eukaryota; Metazoa; Rotifera; Eurotatoria; Adinetida; Adinetidae. The record is from the annotation of a GenBank genome assembly.